AUGCAGCAGCCUCCGCCGCAGUCGCUGAUAGGGCCUGCCUCGCAACCCUCGAGGUCAUCCGGGACUCAGGUGCAGCCGCCCGUUGUUGUGACAGAGGCUGACAGAAUAGCAUGGAUGCGACGAUUUCUAGCAGCAUUGGACUUAUGGAAGCGAUGCCUUGACUCGGCUACCCCAAGCUUCCAGGGCAGCGCGCCAAAAGAGGAAGCAAGUGCACAGACGGACCCGCCCUGGAAGCGGCAGAGAGUGGAAACAAUCCCACAAGGUCCAGAAACGCAGAAGGCAAUCACUGAAGUCAGUUGA
Messenger RNA from Symbiodinium natans, 300 nucleotides. Lineage: Eukaryota; Dinophyceae; Suessiales; Symbiodiniaceae. The record is from the annotation of a GenBank genome assembly.